AUAUUUUUUUGGUAGAAAAAGCAAACAAAGUACAGAUUUAUUAGAAAUUAUGUGUAGAAUUCAGUAAAUAAAUAAAUUAGUUAACAAAAACUAAAGAUUUAAUGAAGUAUUAAGAAAGUGCACAGCUCACAAAAUGGAAACAAACGAUUUAACACAACUUUCGGAAGAAUUGAUUCAGCGUUUAGGUAGUGGCGGAGAUUUAGAGGGUAUGAUGUCCAGUGAGCUAUUUCAGCAGGGAGAUUUAUACAUGUCCAGUCAGGAUGACAGCAACUCCAAUGUGGCCGUAGACAACGAAAUUAUUAUGCAUAUGGAUAUACGCGAACCUCUAAGAACACUACAGAAACUUUUGGAGAAAAAAGUGGGUCUAAGUCUUGAGGGCUAUGAAUUUUGGCUGCAAGAUGCUCAAGAGCUUGAACCACAUAAAAAUUUGGUUGAUCAAUGUGUCAAAGGUGAAGGUUUGGUGCAAAUCAAUGUGGAAAUUAAAUACAUUAUCAAACGCAUUAACAUACUGGAUGUUUUAAAGCCUACUGAAGAUGCUUUAGCUGUCUUAGCGGCUGAAGAAGCCUACAAAACCGAUGCAUCUACCGAUGAUGAACAUGCUAUGCGUGAUGGAUCUCAGGAAGAUACCGAAGAAGAAUCUAAGCCCAAAAGAAUAAAACGUGAACUGACUCUAACAUCGCCGGGUACUGCCGCACAGAGUGAUAAACCUUGUUUGAAUUGGGUUUUAGAUAGUAAAUUCCGCAAGGAGCAGCUUAGACUUAAAAUUCCCGAAAAUCCCACAGAAUGGACUGUGGCUCAGGUUAAAUUUUGGUUUCAGUGGGCUGCGCGUGAAUUUGAAUUGACUGACGCAAAUAUCGGUGAUUGGGCAAUUAGCGGCAGACAAUUAUGUGCCUUGACACAUGAAGAUUUUCGUAAAAAAAUAUCAAAAGAUCCUGGUAAUAUAUUUUGGACUCAUCUACAAUUACUAAAGGAAUGUAAAUUUGUGUCGGUAGUUCAUAAGGCAGCAGAAUCUGAACAAAAACCGGCAAUAAAACGACAACUUCAAGAUCCACUAGGCCUAAAUAUAGUGCCGCCAGUGGCAAGGGAACCAAAAAUUAUGCGUAAAACAUUCCAUAAUUUGAAAAAAGAAGCAAUUUUACACGAAACCCUAAGUGCUGCUGCCCAUAAUUUAAGCUCGCCCAGCGUGUUAACCCACAAUUCGUAUGGUGUUGGCUCUGGCAACAAUGGCCAAGUGCAGUUGUGGCAAUUUCUUUUAGAGAUUUUAACAGAUCGCGAACAUGUCGACAUCAUACAAUGGGUGGGCAAUGAUGGUGAGUUUAAGCUUUCCGAUCCGGAACGUGUAGCUCGUUUGUGGGGCGAAAAGAAAAAUAAGCCAGCCAUGAAUUAUGAGAAACUCUCGAGGGCAUUACGUUAUUACUACGAUGGUGAUAUGAUUUCAAAAGUGUCCGGUAAACGUUUUGCCUAUAAAUUCGAUUGCGAUUUGAGGCUAUUGAUUGGCUAUACUGCUGCUGAACUAUCGGCUUUAGUAAAUGAGAAGUCGUUUGUUGAUGAAACCGUUUACCUAGAGCAGAUGGAUAUGAAAACGGACGAAGAAUGACACUGGAUAAAUGUAAAAGAAGAACCGCUAUUUACUAUACUGGAAGAACAUGUUGUUGAAAGUAAAAGGGAAUUGCAGCCAGAUUAAACUAUGAAUUCAUUUACUUUAAUCAUAUAUAAUUGGAUAUAUAAUUUUUUGUUUCAAUUAUCGACAUUUUGUUUAAUUAUUAAUAUUCAUCAUAUUUUUUCAUUCAUUAAAAUUAUAUUUUAGUUUUUUAGUUUUAACCUGUUUAUUAAUCGAAAUUGUGCUGAAAAAAAACACUGGUGUUUUAACUGAAAAUAAUAAAACUAUUUUAUGUGAACACUGUUUUGUAGAAACAAAAUUCAUAUGUUAAUCAUUGAUAAAUGAACAAAAUAAAUCAUAACUUCUUUUUCAACACAAAUAAGUUGAAUUAAAAUAUAA
Messenger RNA from Calliphora vicina (urban bluebottle blowfly), 1999 nucleotides. RefSeq names its product DNA-binding protein Ets97D (gene Ets97D). Gene Ontology annotation, cellular component: nucleus. The record is from RefSeq and is a predicted model, not a curated record. The transcript is spliced from 7 exons. Gene Ontology annotation, biological process: regulation of transcription by RNA polymerase II; cell differentiation. NCBI's taxonomy places the organism in Eukaryota, Metazoa, Arthropoda, Insecta, Diptera, Calliphoridae. Gene Ontology annotation, molecular function: sequence-specific DNA binding; DNA-binding transcription factor activity, RNA polymerase II-specific. Bases 134 to 1597 code for a protein of 487 amino acids.